GAAAAGAAAAAAAUAAAUAAAUAAAUAAACGGCCGAUAAAAAUCAGCGAUCGAAAUGUUCGUAAAUAAAUUAUUAUUUAUAGCAUUUAUUCGAUUAAUUAACCUUGUUUUUUUUCCUUUCUUUUUUUUUUCUCGUGGUCGAUCUCUAUCAUUAUAAAAUCAUCAAAUACGCGAAACACGAAUACUGGCCCGUUGGCGAUAGCGCAGGUAAUGAUUCUAAAAUAAAGUGUAAGCGAGACUAACGGAGUCUUAUAUUUAGGACAACGCGCAUGCGCGAUCCGAUUAAAAGGGCAGAGAGAAGACUUGUGGCUUCUGCGAAACGCGAAUCGAGCCUCGUGCCACGAUUUUCUCCACGAUCAUAAUUAUAAAAUCUGUAUUGUAGUCCGUUCCACCUUUUUUCUCUUUUCCCCUCUCUUCAUUUCGAUCGUAUUAAAAAGUUUCGGCGAUUAAAAAAAAAAAAAAAAAUACACACGCGCACAGACAGACAAAAACAAAAAAACGUAUCUAUUUCGAACGUUAAGUGCAAAUUAGUGUUUCUCAUUGACGUUGAACUUGAUAGAGAAAAAGGGAAAAAAAAGAAAUAAAAAAAGAAAAACAAGAGAAGAAGAAAAAGAAGAAGAAGAAGAAGAAGAAGAGGAGGAGAAAGAAGAAAAGCAUAAAGAACACACUCAUCUUUUUUCGAAAUUUCUUAACAUAAGUGAGAACGGCUCAAGUUUUUAUUUUUAUUGUUAUUUUUUAAUUUCUCCUUUGUUUUCUAAUUUUCGUCUGUUCGUGGAUUUUUCUUUUGUUUAUUUAUUUAUUUAUUAUUAUUUUUUUUUUAUAUACAUAUACAUAUACACACAUAUAUUUGUCGUGUUGGUAUCGUAUCGAGAAAAAAUAACACCAUGGAUCUAGGAGGUGUAGAUGUAUGGGGUCAGAUCGCUGUGGAAACGUCUCAGAUGUUCGUUUCCGAAGGUGGUGUUAUUAAGAGUCGUUUUGCAGCCACCACCAUAGAAAAACUACCGGACAAGGUAAUUCUAAAUGUCUUCAGUUAUCUAUCGCAUCGAGAAAUAUGCAAGGUCGCAAGGGUUUGUAAAAAAUGGAGGCAAAUCGCGUACGACACGCGUCUUUGGAAACACGUAUCAUUGAGACCGGAAAUCAGUGGGCUCCAUGUUGGAUCACUUGAAAGUUUACUACAGUUAAUAAGCGUACGUUUUGGUGCAUCUCUAAGAUACAUCGAGUUACCGAUCGAACUUAUCACUCAUACCGUUCUCCAUGAAUUAGCAAACAAGUGUCCUAAUUUGACUCACAUGCUCCUUGAUUUCUCAACGGCCAUGCAGUUACACGAUUUCUCAGAGAUGCAAGCAUUCCCGACAAAACUUAAAUACAUGUGUAUCUGUCUUUCGGAAGUCAUAUUUAUGGAAGGUUUCAUGAGAAAGAUUUAUAAUUUCAUCAAUGGCUUGGAAAUACUUCAUUUGAUUGGAACUUACGAAAAAGUCGAGGAAGAGGAAGAAGAAAUUUACGAGGUGAUAAACGUGCACAAAUUGAAAUCGGCGACGCCGAAUUUGCGAGUGAUCAAUUUGUAUGGGAUCAAUUUCGUCGACGAUUCCCAUAUAGAUGCAUUUUCUUCGAAUUGCAUACAACUAGAGUGUCUCGCAGUGAAUUUUUGUGCCAAGGUUACAGGUUCGACCAUGAAGACGCUAUUCCAACGUAGUAGAAGAUUGAAGUGUCUACUAAUGCAAGGAACAAAUUUGCAAAGCGAUUAUGUGAUGCAAGUCGAAUGGGAGAAAUCCAGUAUCCAAGAAUUUGAUAUAACAGCUACGGAUUUAUCAACUGAAUGUUUGAUCGACAUGUUGACCAGAAUACCUGGUCUUCGUUUCCUUAGUGCAGGCCAAUUAAAUGGCUUCAAUGAUAGCGUGUUAAAGGCAUGGGUAGAAUCUGGCAAUCCACGAAAUUUGACUGCUUUGGAUCUUGACAGUUCGGACAAUUUAACUGAUGAUGCUUUGCACAAAUUCUUAUCGAGACAUGGCCAUCAACUUUGGGGUAUUUCGUUAUCUGGAAUGCCACAUAUCACCGAUCAACUCUGGCAAAGUGUUUUACCGAUUCUCACUAAUGCCAAAAUUCUCGUAAUGGGUACCCAAGAGAGACUUGGCGUUAAUAUUCACGUGGAUCAAUUAAUGGAUGGAAUCGCUAAUAAUUGUCCAAAUUUAGAACGACUGGAGUUACGUUGGGAUCCAGAAAAUUUAAGAUUUUCCGAUAAAAGUCAAAAAGCCAUCGACAUUUUACGCGUUAAGUGUAUUAAACUCAAGUGUUUGGUUUUGAGCGAUGGAAGAUAUUACGAAAUCGUUAAAGCUAAUUUCGAACGUGCCGAUAGAUUGACGGUCGUACGAACGACAACUUGUUGCAGAGUGUCGAAUUAUUAUUUGCUACAAAAUUACAAAGAUUUGAUUUUUAAUUGAUGUCAAACGUGACGUCAAACUAAUGCUUUCAUACUAAUGGAUUUUUGAAGUUAGGCGAUAUUUACGAAGAUACGAGCAACCAUCAAAUAUAUCCAGGACAAUCAAUUUUCUGUGGUUACCGAUGCGGUAUCCGAUAUAUAAUAUACCUCAUUAUUAUCGUCGGAACGAAGUAACUAGCGUUCUAGUAAUCGAUAUGAUACUAAUUAUUGCACUUCGAAUUAUUGGAAGUAAUAAUAUUCGUCAUUUAUUAGGAACAUGAAAUAAUCAAUUAAUGAUCAUGAAGAUUUAUAUAUAUAUAUUUUAUUUUUUAUUUUUUUCAAUAAAUGAUUGCACUGUCUAUGUGUGUGUAUAAAGAAAAAUGACGAAUUAAAAUUCAUUGAAACUAGAAAUAUAUCUUCAAGUCAACUGAACGGAACGGGUAUAUUGUUAUAAGUGAUUGAUUUUAUCAUUCGGUUCUUUAUAAAAGUAUGGGCAAAAAAUAUAUAUAUAUUAUAACCAUUAAAAAUUAAAGAAAAGAAAAGGAAAAUCGUAUGUAUGAUGUAUGUAUGUAUGUUGUAUAUAUGUAUAUAUGUAUGUAUGUACAAGUUUUUGACGAGAAAAAACAAUUAUUACAAAACUAAUUAUAAAAAG
Molecule: messenger RNA, 3067 nt
Organism: Vespula vulgaris
Lineage: Eukaryota; Metazoa; Arthropoda; Insecta; Hymenoptera; Vespidae
Gene: FipoQ
Product: F-box/LRR-repeat protein 7
Exons: 8
Coding region: 884-2437 (517 amino acids)
Biological process (GO): SCF-dependent proteasomal ubiquitin-dependent protein catabolic process; positive regulation of protein ubiquitination
Cellular component (GO): SCF ubiquitin ligase complex
Molecular function (GO): protein binding
Source: RefSeq, a predicted model, not a curated record